Periophthalmus magnuspinnatus is the source of this 610-nucleotide messenger RNA. RefSeq names its product gamma-crystallin M2-like. Gene Ontology annotation, biological process: visual perception; lens development in camera-type eye. The annotation marks the transcript as partial. NCBI's taxonomy places the organism in Eukaryota, Metazoa, Chordata, Actinopteri, Gobiiformes, Gobiidae. The record is from RefSeq and is a predicted model, not a curated record. The transcript has 2 exons. Gene Ontology annotation, molecular function: structural constituent of eye lens.
AAUGCUUCCUUUUUCCAGAUCAUUUUUUAUGAAGACAGAAAUUUCCAGGGGCGCUCCCAUGAGUGCAGCAGCGACUGUGCAGACCUCCACUCCUACUUCAACAGAUGUAACUCCAUCAGGGUGGAGAGCGGCUGCUUCAUGGUCUAUGAGCGUCCCAACUACAUGGGCAACCAGUACUACCUGAGACGAGGGGAGUACUCUGAUAACCAGCGGCUCAUUGGCAUUAACGACUGUGUGCGAUCGUGCCGCAUGAUUCCACAGCAUCGAGGCUCCUACAGGCUGAGGCUGUACGAGCGCUCUGACCUGUCUGGACAGAUGCAUGAGCUGGAGGACGACUGCCCCAACGUCCAGGAUCAGCUCAGCAUGUCUGACUUCAACUCCUGUAAUGUGAUGGACGGCUACUGGCUCCUGUAUGACCAACCCAACUACAAGGGCAGAGUGUACUUCCUGCGGCCCGGGGAGUACAAGAGGUACAGCGACUGGGGAGGCGUAAGCCCAAGAGUGGGCUCCAUCAGAAGAAUCAGUGACUUCAACUAAAGUUUGUGUAACUGCCAAACUUUUCUCUAUUUUGUUUGUCCAAGCAAUAAACUCUUACCCUUAAUAAACAUAA